Molecule: messenger RNA, 403 nt
Organism: Cydia amplana
Lineage: Eukaryota; Metazoa; Arthropoda; Insecta; Lepidoptera; Tortricidae
Exons: 2
Coding region: 23-352 (109 amino acids)
Source: RefSeq, a predicted model, not a curated record
UGUUUUGUAUCGCAACAUUAUUAUGAAACAAAUGACAACCAUCUUGCUCCUGGCGCUUGUGUCGUCAUGCGUGGCGAGAGAUCUGGUCAUCGGCAGCAGCUACGGAGCGCACCUGGCCUGGCGGACCAAAGUCAACGCCAUGGCGUUUCCGUUUAAAAAAAGAGUGCGAGAAGUGUUUUAUUGGAACCCUGAACAAAUACCUAUUCGAGGAAUAAUAGCGAGAGACUUGGACCGAACGACGGGCGCGGUGGAGAGCAUCACGGCCGGUGGGACAGGCCUCCCCUACGUCAAUGUCCGCCUGAAAAGCGCCCGAGGAAAAGGGCUCAAUUAUCAGGUUGAAAUUUAUGUUUGAAGUAUGUAGGAUAUCAUUUAUUUUGUGCCUGGGCAAGGAAGUAAGAAGUUA